Molecule: messenger RNA, 444 nt
Organism: Diuraphis noxia (Russian wheat aphid)
Lineage: Eukaryota; Metazoa; Arthropoda; Insecta; Hemiptera; Aphididae
Source: RefSeq, a predicted model, not a curated record
AUGUUUUUGAUUAUUUUUCUUGUUUUUGCGAAAUACAUUCCAUUAUACCGAUUAUACCACGUGAAGCACUGUGACAAUUCAACAUCAAACGGAAAUACCGAAAACAAAACUGAUUCAUCUCCGCCUAUAAAAUCGCCGAUUUCGUUUCUUAUUGUAAAUUUUGUCUACGUUUACGCCAUUAUGAUAAUCAUUAUUUGUUUUUACGGCUUAUAUGGAUGGGCCGCGAUGAACGUGAUAGUUGCUAUUGAAAAAUAUUCAAAACAAACCUGUAAUAUCGAAAAUGCUGAUAACAGCAGCAGCGACAUCGUUUUGAUUUCACAAAAUGCAGAGGACGAUAAAUUGAUUCCCGAGACAAUUCCAUUGCAAAUUUUAUCAGAGACAAUGGAAUCUAUUAAUACUAAUAAUGACCAUUGUACGUGGGUAGGCGAUUGGAACAAAUAUUGA